This is a messenger RNA of Copidosoma floridanum, 1439 nucleotides long. It is a transcript of the gene Rpt6, whose product is annotated as 26S proteasome regulatory subunit Rpt6. The record is from RefSeq and is a predicted model, not a curated record. NCBI's taxonomy places the organism in Eukaryota, Metazoa, Arthropoda, Insecta, Hymenoptera, Encyrtidae. Gene Ontology annotation, molecular function: ATP binding; ATP hydrolysis activity.
UAGUGACAAGCAUUUUCGAGAGUACCAUUAAGUAUAAUAUACACAUCACCUACUUGUGUUUAAAACCAACUUCUCAAAGGGUGGGCUCAACCACACAUCCGCAAAGCCAUUCUUGAAUCGGCUAAUUGGGAAGAUUCAAAAUGACGCUUAUUAACAAGAUGGAAAUUGAUGAAAAAAACGCAAAGGGCGAGGGCUUCAAGCCAUAUUACAUUCAAAAGAUCGAGGAGCUGCAGCUCAUCGUAACUGAAAAGAGCCAGAAUCUUCGUCGUUUGCAAGCUCAGCGUAAUGAACUCAAUGCCAAAGUACGUAUGCUGCGUGAGGAGCUCCAACUUCUCCAGGAGCAAGGUUCUUAUGUUGGAGAAGUUGUCAAACCAAUGGACAAAAAAAAGGUCCUGGUCAAGGUUCAUCCAGAAGGAAAAUUUGUCGUCGAUCUGGACAAAAACAUUGAUAUAAAUGACGUGACUCCCAAUUCAAGAGUGGCCUUGAGAAACGAAAGCUACACACUCCACAAAAUCCUGCCCAACAAAGUUGAUCCUCUUGUUUCACUUAUGAUGGUGGAGAAGGUUCCAGACUCAACUUAUGAAAUGGUUGGUGGUCUUGACAAGCAGAUUAAAGAAAUCAAAGAAGUCAUAGAGCUGCCAGUUAAGCAUCCAGAGCUCUUUGAUGCUCUUGGUAUUGCACAGCCCAAGGGGGUAUUGUUGUAUGGUCCACCCGGUACUGGAAAGACUCUACUGGCUAGAGCUGUGGCACAUCAUACAGAAUGUACAUUCAUUAGGGUUUCUGGUUCCGAACUUGUCCAGAAGUUCAUUGGGGAGGGAUCACGUAUGGUCAGGGAACUCUUUGUUAUGGCUAGAGAACACGCACCAUCUAUUAUUUUUAUGGAUGAGAUUGAUUCUAUUGGUAGCUCUCGUAUCGAAUCUGGAUCGGGUGGAGACAGCGAAGUUCAACGUACAAUGUUGGAACUUCUUAAUCAACUGGACGGAUUUGAAGCCACGAAAAAUAUCAAAGUUAUCAUGGCAACCAACAGAAUCGACAUUCUCGAUCCCGCGCUCUUGCGUCCGGGUCGUAUCGAUCGUAAAAUUGAGUUCCCACCACCAAAUGAGGAAGCGCGUCUUGAUAUUCUAAAAAUUCACUCGAGAAAAAUGAAUUUAACACGUGGUAUCAAUUUGAGAAAAAUAGCAGAGCUCAUGCCUGGUGCUUCUGGAGCAGAAGUGAAGGGUGUGUGCACCGAGGCUGGUAUGUAUGCUUUGAGAGAGCGCAGAGUUCACGUAACACAAGAAGAUUUUGAAAUGGCUGUUGCUAAAGUCAUGCAAAAGGAUUCGGAGAAGAAUAUGUCUAUCAAAAAAUUGUGGAAGUAAAUGAGUAUUUCAAGUCCAUGCUAUUUUGUUAAUCGGAAUUUAAAAUGUAACACAUGUAAAAAAAAAAAAAAAAAAAAAAAA